This is a messenger RNA of Carassius carassius (crucian carp), 1273 nucleotides long. RefSeq lists its product as uncharacterized. NCBI's taxonomy places the organism in Eukaryota, Metazoa, Chordata, Actinopteri, Cypriniformes, Cyprinidae. The record is from RefSeq and is a predicted model, not a curated record. The transcript is spliced from 3 exons. Bases 273 to 923 code for a protein of 216 amino acids.
UAGACAGUAAAAGAAAUGGACACAGCGACCCCAUUGGAACUCAAUUGAGACAAGUGAAGCCCAUUUUUAGUGUUUUUAAGCACUUCCGUUUCUGACGCGCAGACUCAAACUAAGCUUGAUGACGUCAGCAACCUGUCUGACAGAUGUAAAUCUUCUAGUAGCUGUGCGUGAAAACUGCCAUCGUUAAUCUUGCAGAGACGGCGAGCUUGAGCGGGGAGUUCUUUGGCGUGAGUGAGCAGGAGCCCGGUGCACCCAGGACGCGAUCUUCCCAGAUGUCCUUCACUCCGACGCCGGGACACCACGGACCCUGGGUGCAUCCACAGCGGAGGACGCGAGCCGGGCCCUGGGCAACGACUUCUCCCCCUCCUGCCUUCGAGAUCUCCAUCCGGAACCGCUUCGCUCCCCUCCGCGAGACAGGACACGACGCUGUGAUCAUCCGAGACUCCAUCGUCCGACACGUCCAUGCUACGUUAGCCGAAGGUAAAGUGCACACUCAUUGUUUCCCUGGUGCUCGUGUUCUCGAUGUUUCUGCGCAGAUACCCGCGAUCCUGAAGGCCGACGAGAGCCCCAGAUCGGUCGUGCUCCACGCCGGGGUUAACGACACCACGCUGCGGCAGACGGAGACGCUGAAGAGGGACUUCAGCAGCCUGAUCGAGACGGUUCGCAGCACGACGCCCGCGGCGACGAUCGUCGUGUCAGGACCACUGCCCACGUAUCGACGAGGACAUGAAAGGUUCAGUAGACUUUUUGCUUUAAAUGAAUGGUUGUUGUCAUGGUGUAAAGAACAGAAACUGCUAUUUGUUAAUAACUGGAAUCUUUUCUGGGAGCGUCCUAGGUUGUUUUGUGCUGAUGGCUUACACCCCAGUAGAGUCAGAGCGGAGCUGCUUUCUGACAACAUCUCCAGGACACUUCGCUCCAUGUGACUAGAUUUACACAAGCUCCAGUCUGGAUCCAGAACACCUGAGAAGAGAUGAUGCUGAUCCUCAGAGGACCUCAGAUGAUGCUAACCCUGAAUCAACAAACAGAACUAACAAAUAUUGCUACAUGUGUGACUACAUCAUAUAAUAAUUAUUAAUUAAUAUGAAUAAUGUUCAUCGUCUAGCUGACUACGUCUUGUAUUAAUUUUUUCUAAAAAUCCUGUCAAACGUGCACAAACUGACAGCCACCACCAUAAGCUACUACUAAAUAUUGUAGAAACAUAAUUUUCUGUAAAGUUGCUUUGUAACGAUUUGUAUUGUAAAAAGCGCUAUACAAAUAAACUUGAAUUGAAUUG